Molecule: messenger RNA, 2004 nt
Organism: Zasmidium cellare ATCC 36951
Lineage: Eukaryota; Fungi; Ascomycota; Dothideomycetes; Mycosphaerellales; Mycosphaerellaceae
Exons: 1
Coding region: 1-2004 (667 amino acids)
Cellular component (GO): mitochondrial outer membrane
Source: RefSeq, a predicted model, not a curated record
AUGUCGUUCGUACUGGAACAGGUCCAGCGAAUCGACGCCCAGCUCGACCGAGUGCAGCUCUCGCAGCUGAAUACCACGAUCUCUGCUUCGUCGCAGAAUGAACAGCAGCGACUGAAACCCACGACACGAGUGUUCGCAUUGCAAGCUGCCAUCAGAGGCCUGAGCCCAGGAAGCUCGGAGAGGAGUGGACUGGUGAAGAUUGGAGCUGUAAGAGCAUGUCUCUCGGCACUGAGGGCGAAGGGAGAAGUCGGCGCGCAAGUGGAAGAGGAAGUGGAGAGGAAAGAUGGAUAUGAGCAGGAAUUGGAGUGGAUGCUCGUUUCGAAAGCUACGACGCAGGUUUAUGGGCAUGUGCUGAAUGGGAUACUGGACGAAGCGGUAAAGCUUAGCGAUGAUAUCUGGUAUUGGGAUGAGGUGCUCGGCUCACAGCAAUACACGGCUUUGUACAGCAUUCAGACGUCGCCGCUCAGGUUAUGGGAUUGGGGGAGUAAAGUCUGGGAAGACGUGAAAGAGCGAGGUGGGAAUUUCAGCUUGAGGAGUGCAAGCCAAGAUGCACAGGACACUGUCUCGCAGAGGUGGAAGGAAUUCUACGGUCUGGUGCGGCAGGUCGUGAGGGAGAGGAGUGUGAAGGAGGUACACAAGCAGAUGCUCAGCCCUGUGACUAGGAUUCGAGGGGAAAUUCGAGCAAAGCAGAACGCGCUGAAGAAAGUACGGAUACGCAAUGCGAAUGCACUGGGAGUACUGCUUGGUGAAGGGCUGGCGAAUGACAGCGUUCACGGAGAGGGCUUGACGGCUACUGUGCAGACGGAGGAAGAGUCGCAAGAGAAGUGGCUUAGAUGGAAGGCUGCUAUCAAACACAAUGUUGCGCUCAUGGAGGCGGUGUUGGCGAAGAUCAACGAUCUGGAGACGCCGGUGGACAACUUUGAUGCCAAUAUUGCUGAGUUGACGGAUGAUGACCCACUCUAUGCUGUCGAUUCGCAGGACUCAUCAUUACCACCACAAGCGGUUGCUGAGAGGUUGUCGAGAGUCCUGGUGCUUGGAUUGAGCCAGUACACUAAUUCGACGAAGGCACUGGUCCAGGAACAUGGCACACCGUCACGACUCGUACGGUACUGGCUACCCAUCAGCAUAGCCGUUCUGUCCUCAAGUACAGUCCUCAGAGUCGUGGUCAACCGCCAAGCCGAAAUCAUCCAAUGGAUCCAAGAGCUGGGGACAACAGUCGUGGAUUUCUGGCAUAAUUGGGUCGUCGAACCGACCCGCAACGUAAUCCGCACGAUCCGUCACGACGAAGGCAGCGAAAUCAGCAUCAUGUCCAAACGCUCCCUCCAAGGCGACCGCGAGAGCCUCGAACGCAUGGUCGUCGACUUCGCCAUCGACAACCCAUCCAACGCCACCGGCUCAUCUGCCCAACUAACAGAAACCGACAUCGCCGCCAUCCGCACCAAAGUCGCCGAAGGCGACCUCACCCCCGUCCUCAAAGCCUACGAAAAAGACCUCACCUCUCCCUUCCUUGGCGCCGUCCGCGGCAACCUGAUCCGCGCCCUCCUAAUCCAAAUCCAAAAAACCAAAGUCGACGUCGAAGUCGCCAUGGGCGGCAUCGACGCCCUGCUCAAAUCCCAAGAACUCCUCAUAGGCUUCAUCUCCUUGACUCCCGGCUUCCUCCUCACCUACGCCAUAGCGCACUACAUCCGCGGUACGCUGACCACGUCCCGGGGCUCGAAGGCCGCGAGGAAACACGGCAAGAUGUUGCGCCAGCUGAGGAAUAUCGAUCGGAUUGUUAGUGGUGCGACGCCGACGGAGUAUGGGGAGUUGUCGUAUAAGGAUCAGGGGUUGCUGCUUUGUGAGGUGCAUGUGCUGAGGCAGAGUGCAAGGAGGGUUAUGGCGACGGAGGUUUGGAGGGAGUUUGGCGAGGAGUGUGAGGAGCUUUGUGAUGUUAGGGUGGGCGUGGAGAGGCAGAGGCGGUGUGUGGAGAGGGUGAGGUGGGCUUAUGGGAGGUGGUUGGGGUGA